CUCUACAGAAGUGAGAUGGCGAUGCGGAUGACGGCGGCGGCGCUGGUGGCGGUGAUGGGCGUGCUGGCGCCCCAAGCGAGCACCACUGAAGAAACAUCCUCCCAAAAUAGUUCUAGCAAUCAGACAGGGGCACGUUCUAAUAAAGGGAAGACGCCGGAUGCCGACGCCGACGCCACAGCACAGGCGGCGCCAGCCGCGACGUCGGCGACCCCGCCGCCGCUUCCGCCGCGGUGCGAGGACGAGUUGGUGGACGGCUGGCCGACGUGGCUGCUGAACAACGUGCCCCGCGAGACGCUGCAGGGAAUCGUCCCCAAGAGCGUCUUCGCGUACGAGAAGAUGGAGAAGGUCGGUGAGGGCUCGUACAGCAGCGUGUACAAGGCGCGGGAGCGCGGGACGGGGCGGAUCGUGGCGCUGAAGAAGGUGGAGUUCAACAGGUCGGAGUCGGAGAGCGUGCGGUUCAUGGCGAGGGAGAUCCAGUUCCUGCGGCGGCUGGACCACCCCAACGUGAUGAAGCUGGAGGGCGUCGCCACCUCCCGCCGCAGCAUCUACCUCGUCUUCGACUUCAUGUACGACGACCUCGCCAGGCUCGUCUUCCGCUCCGGCAAGUGCCUCACCGAGCCGCAGAUCAAGUGCUACAUGCAGCAGAUGCUCGAGGGGCUGCAGCACUGCCACGAGCGCGGCAUCCUUCACCUGGACAUCAAGCACGCCAACCUGAUGAUCGACCGCCACGGCGUGCUCAAGAUCGGCGACUUCGGCCUCUCCAGCGACUACGGCGCCGGUCGCUGGCAGCCAGCCCCCAACCGCGUCGUCUCGCUCCCGUACCGCGCUCCGGAGCUGCUGCUGGGCUCCACCAACUACGGCGUCGGCGUCGACCUGUGGAGCGCCGGCUGCCUCCUCGCCGAGAUGUUCUUCGGCAAGACUCUCAUGCACGGCAGUGGCGAGAAGGAUCAGCUGCUGAAGAUCUUCGAGCUGUUCGGGUCGCCGCCGGACGACUACUGGCGGAAGAUGGAGCUCUCGCCGUCGCUCAAGCCCCCCGAGACGUACAAGUCCACGACGGCCGAGCGGUUCCGGGACCUGCCGCCGUCGACGAUCGGCCUGCUCGCCACGCUCCUCGCGUUCGACCCGGCCGCGCGCGGCACCGCCGGACAGGCCCUGCAGAGCACCUUUUUCAGCACGCCGCCGCUGCCGUGCGACCUCUCGGAGCUCCCCGUCGUGUACAAGGUGGAGGAGGGCGUCGACCCGAGGAAGAGGAGACCGCUAUCGCUGAAGUUCAUUCGUGUUCCAGGUGGCCCCCUGAAAUUGGUCGAGGAGAAGGAGAGUGAUGAAUGGACUGAUGAUGAAUUGACUGACACGGCGAACUCAGGCCAAGAACCAGUGAUUAACACAGGAAAUCCAGGCCAAGAAUCAGCAGGUGCUGCUAAUGCUUCCUCCAGCGCUCACGACGAAAAAAACAUCGUCAGCGCCUCAUCCAGCACAAUCGCGAAACAGUUUUCGGGUAGCCGGGUCGUUCAGGAAGCGAGCCCGGUUCAGAAGCCAGCGCAAGAUCAGAAGCAGGUGCCGACGGCAAACACCUCCCACCACUCAGGCAGCGACGACGACGGCGAGGAGCCGAGGACCACCAACUGGUCGCGGCUCCGGACCACGAUGAUGGCGACGACGGCGUGGAGGAAGAGUAGGCCAAAGGCGAGCUGUCGUCCGGCAGCGGCGGUGGCGGCACCGUGA
Molecule: messenger RNA, 1722 nt
Organism: Sorghum bicolor (sorghum)
Lineage: Eukaryota; Viridiplantae; Streptophyta; Magnoliopsida; Poales; Poaceae
Product: probable serine/threonine-protein kinase At1g09600
Exons: 6
Coding region: 16-1722 (568 amino acids)
Biological process (GO): positive regulation of transcription elongation by RNA polymerase II; protein phosphorylation
Cellular component (GO): nucleus; cyclin-dependent protein kinase holoenzyme complex
Molecular function (GO): RNA polymerase II CTD heptapeptide repeat kinase activity; ATP binding; cyclin-dependent protein serine/threonine kinase activity
Source: RefSeq, a predicted model, not a curated record